This is a messenger RNA of Seriola aureovittata, 7814 nucleotides long. It is a transcript of the gene tnika, whose product is annotated as TRAF2 and NCK interacting kinase a. NCBI's taxonomy places the organism in Eukaryota, Metazoa, Chordata, Actinopteri, Carangiformes, Carangidae. Bases 425 to 5047 code for a protein of 1540 amino acids. The record is from RefSeq and is a predicted model, not a curated record. Gene Ontology annotation, biological process: protein phosphorylation. The transcript is spliced from 35 exons. Gene Ontology annotation, molecular function: ATP binding; protein kinase activity.
ACUGGCUGUCACAGCAGCGGCUGCAAGACAAGCACUUAGCACUUGCAGCAACCCAGUCACCACAGCCCUCCACCUUUCUCUGCACCGUCUAAAUCCCGCAGACAUGGACCCGGAGGGGCUGGUGUACACGGCGCUCUUGCUUCCCAUCCUCCGCGCGUUUGCGCUCUAGCUGUGCGCUCCCGGCCCGAGGCACGUCCCGCUGCUGACCGGAGAGGGGGCUGUUAUUAUUUUGUCGCUUAGCUGAGACAUCACUGUGUAGGAGAGAGAGAGAGAGAGCGAGGGAGAGAGAGAGAGAAAGAGAGAGGGAGAGAGGAGCUGGGGGACAGUACAGACUGAGCAGCAGAGAGGACCACACAGUCGUGACAGCAAAGGCCGUUUCAGGAUAUAGGGCAACCGAGAGCGGCUUCUUUUUGUGUCCUCCAUCAUGGCGAGUGACUCUCCAGCUCGGAGUCUGGACGAAAUCGACCUGUCCGCUUUGAGGGAUCCUGCUGGCAUCUUUGAGCUGGUUGAGCUGGUGGGAAAUGGCACCUACGGGCAGGUGUACAAGGGUCGCCAUGUUAAGACGGGGCAGCUGGCAGCCAUCAAGGUCAUGGAUGUCACCGGGGAUGAGGAAGAGGAGAUUAAAGCGGAAAUUAACAUGCUGAAGAAGUACAGUCACCAUCGGAACAUCGCCACCUACUAUGGAGCGUUCAUCAAGAAAAACCCUCCUGGCAUAGAUGACCAGCUAUGGCUUGUCAUGGAGUUCUGUGGAGCCGGCUCAGUGACGGACUUGAUCAAGAACACAAAGGGCAAUUCUCUGAAAGAGGAAUGGACCGCUUACAUCUGCAGAGAGAUUCUCAGGGGUCUGACUCAUCUCCAUCAGCACAAGGUCAUCCACCGAGACAUCAAGGGACAGAAUGUCCUGCUGACUGAGAACGCAGAGGUCAAACUAGUGGACUUUGGUGUUUCAGCCCAGUUGGACAGGACAGUAGGAAGGAGAAACACGUUUAUUGGGACACCAUAUUGGAUGGCACCAGAGGUCAUCGCUUGUGAUGAGAACCCCGACGCCACAUACGACUUCAAGAGUGAUUUAUGGUCACUGGGAAUCACAGCAAUAGAGAUGGCUGAGGGAGCACCACCGCUGUGUGACAUGCACCCGAUGAGAGCCCUCUUCCUCAUCCCACGCAACCCUGCCCCCCGACUCAAGUCGAAGAAGUGGUCGAAGAAGUUCCAGUCGUUCAUAGAGAGCUGUCUGGUGAAGAGCCACAGCCAGAGACCCAGCACAGAGCAGCUGCUCAAACACCCGUUCAUCAGAGACCUGCCCAACGAGAGGCAGGUCCGCAUCCAGCUGAAGGACCACAUCGACCGCACCAAGAAGAAGAGGGGAGAGAGGGAUGAGACAGAGUACGAGUACAGCGGCAGUGAAGAGGAGGACGAAGAAAGAGACAUGGGUGAACCGAGCUCCAUCAUCAACAUCCCCGGGGAGUCGACCCUGAGGCGGGACUUCCUGCGCCUCCAGCUGGCCAAUAAGGAGCGCUCGGAGGCGCAGCGGCGGCAGCAGCUGGAGCAGCAGCAGAACGAGGAGCACAAGCGCUUGCUGUUGGCUGAGAGACAGAAACGCAUCGAGGAGCAGAAGGAGCAGAGGAGGCGGCUGGAGGAGCAGCAGCAGCGAGAACGUGAGCUGAGGAAGCAGCACGAGAGAGAGCAGAGGAGGCGCUACGAGGAAAUGGAGCAGCUCCGCAGAGAGGAGGAGAGGAGGCAUGCAGAGAGAGAACAGGAGUAUAUCCGUAGACAGCUGGAGGAGGAACAGAGGCAGUUAGAGAUUCUCCAGCAGCAGCUACUACAGGAGCAGGCAUUACUGCUGGAGUACAAGCGUAAGCAGAUCGAGGAGCAGCGGCAGGCGGAGCGGCUACAGAGGCAGCUCCAGCAGGAGAGAGCCUACCUGGUGUCUCUACAACAGCAGCAGCAGCAGCAACAGCAGCAGCAGCAGCAGGAGGGAAGGCAAGCAGAGAAGAAACAGCUUUACCACUACAAAGAUGUCAUCAAUCCUAAUGACAAGCCUGCCUGGGCUAAAGAGGUCCUGAAGCAGCAGCAUGCUCACGGUAACCCGCCCCACUCCCACCUACGACAUCACCAGUCAUUCAACCAACCGGCUUCAUCCUCUGGCUCUCACGGCCAACCCAGAGCUCAGGCCCCUAGGCGAACCCCGUCCCAUGGUGCCCAGCUCCUCUCUACCCACCUCCCCCAUAUCCGUAUUUCCCUAGACCCUGGGGAACCCCUAGAUCCGGGGCUGAAGAAGGAAAUAAGUCAGCAGGUCAGAGAGUUCAGGGCUCAGAAGCUCAGUCAGAGGGGCCGCAGCCCAGGGCCCAUCAAGGAACAGAACCAGGCUGCUGGCCAAGGACCCAGUAAGGGCCCUGGUAAGAAUCCUAUAGAGCAUUGUAGCCAAAGGCCAGUCAGCCCGUCUAAAGCAGUACCCAACCCUUAUCCUCUGGGGCCCAGUAAUCAAAAAGAGAAGCCUAGAGACAGGCCUCUCUCUGUCCCCAGUCAGGGAGCCAUCCAGGGGCUAAUGUCUCCAGAUCUACCGCUUAAGGCCCUUCAACCUCAUCCUCAGUCCCCAGGACAGGUCCAGAAACCCCAGUCUGGAUCAAACCAUGUUUCCAACCCUGCGGUCAAACUGGUGGAGGAGCGAUCUAAGCUGAACAGACAGAGCUCCCCAGCGCUGCAGCACAAAGUGUCCAACCGCAUCUCCGACCCCUCCCUCCCUCCCCGCUCCGAGUCCUUCAGCAGCGGGGGCAUGCAGCCCGCCCGCACCCCACCCAUCCACCGCUCCAUCGAACCACAGAUGGCUCACCUUGUCCCAGUGAAGACCCACUCCAGCUCCAUGUCCGGCUCUCAGUCUCUGCAGGACCAAACGGGCUCAGCGCUCAGUGAGGCCGUAAGCGUUGGCUCCCCCAGGCCCGAGAUGCCCCGGCAGAACUCAGACCCCACAUCUGACACCCCCGGACCUCCGCUGCGCAUCGCCGGCAGGGAGGAACGGGAUCGGGAACGGGACAGAGACAGGGAUCGGGACAGGACGGCCUGGCUGAGAGAGGAAGACAUUCCACCGAAGGUCCCACAGAGGACCACUUCCAUCUCCCCAGCCCUGGUCAGGAAGAAUUCGCCUAAUGGAGGAGUGGGUCUGGGCCCUCGCACAGGUUCUCAGCUCAUACGAGCCAGUAACCCAGACCUGCGGCGCUCAGAGCUCUCUCUGGACGCCAUGCUGCAAAGAACCUCCUCCAACUCCUCAUCUUCCUCCUCCCCUUCAUCUCAGGGAGGCUCAGCCGAGAGGAGAGGUCAAACCAAGCAGGAAGGAUCCCCUCCAGGAGCCAAUCAGGAGGCCAAGUCCAAACAGGAGGAGGGCCGUGAAUCAGCCAGACCCAGCAGACCUGCAAGCUAUAGAAAGGCCAUAGAUGAGGACCUAAGUGCAUUGGCUAAGGAACUCAGAGAACUGAGGGUAGAGGAAGGCAGCAGACCUCCAGUCAAGGUGACAGACUACUCGUCCUCCAGUGAUGAAUCAGAGAGCAGCGAUGAGGAUGGGGAGACAGUGGGCCAUGAUGGGACUGUCGCCGUUAGUGACAUCCCCCGUAUCAUGCCACCGGUGCAGAGCAGUGGCGAGUCGUAUGGAGGGCUGACAGAGGACUCUCUGGGAGAUGCCUAUAAUAGCUCCAAGGACGGCACUCUAGUGAUGAGAGAGGCAGAGGAGAGGAGGAGAGGCGGUCACACUGAGAGUAACGGGUUUGGGAAUCACAGUAACCAUGGUAACCUCCCUGACCUGGUACAGCAGAGCAACUCUCCCUCAGCCACACCCACCUCAGCCCUGCAGGAACUGGGCGACAUGGCUGAGUUUGGUGUGGGGGGCUCCAAAGCGUCCUUUACCCCGUUUGUUGAUCCACGCGUCUAUCAGACAUCGCCAAGUGAAGAUGACAAUGAGAACUCAGCAGCAGCCAUGUUUGCAAAUGAGCUGCUGAGGCAGGAGCAGGCCAGACUAAACGAAGCCAGAAAGAUCUCCGUGGUCAACGUCAACCCUACCAACAUCAGACCCCACAGUGACACACCUGAGAUCCGAAAAUACAAGAAGCGCUUCAACUCUGAGAUCCUGUGUGCUGCACUCUGGGGUGUGAACCUGCUGGUUGGGACAGAAAAUGGUCUGAUGCUGCUUGACCGAAGCGGACAGGGAAAAGUCUAUAACCUGAUCACCAGACGGCGCUUCCUGCAGAUGGAUGUGCUGGAGGGGCUCAAUGUGCUGGUCACCAUAUCUGGGAAAAAGAAUAAGUUGCGUGUCUACUACUUGUCCUGGCUGAGGAACAGAAUAUUACACAACGACCCAGAAGUAGAAAAGAAGCAGGGUUGGAUUACAGUCGGGGAGCUGGAGGGCUGUGUGCAUUAUAAAGUUGUAAAAUAUGAGAGGAUUAAGUUCCUGGUGAUUGCUCUGAAGAACUCUGUGGAAAUCUAUGCCUGGGCGCCCAAACCCUACCACAAGUUCAUGGCCUUCAAGUCGUUCACUGACUUGCAGCACCGUCCCCAGCUGGUUGACCUGACGGUGGAGGAAGGUCAGAGGUUAAAGGUCAUCUACGGCUCCAGCGUGGGCUUCCAUGUCAUCGACGUGGACUCAGGCAACCCUUACGACAUCUACAUCCCCUCACAUAUCCAGAGCCAGGUGACACCCCAUGCCAUCGUGGUGCUGCCUAAAACUGAUGGAAUGGAGAUGCUGCUGUGCUACGAGGACGAGGGCGUCUACGUCAACACCUACGGUCGAAUCACCAAGGAUGUGGUGCUCCAGUGGGGAGAGAUGCCUACCUCUGUUGCCUAUAUCCAUUCUAAUCAGAUUAUGGGAUGGGGUGAGAAAGCCAUAGAGAUCCGCUCUGUGGAGACAGGUCAUCUGGAUGGAGUCUUUAUGCACAAGAGAGCCCAGAGACUGAAGUUCCUCUGUGAGCGAAACGACAAGGUAUUCUUUGCAUCAGUGCGUUCGGGAGGUAGCAGCCAAGUUUUCUUCAUGACCCUCAACAGAAACUCUAUGAUGAACUGGUGAUGGCUCCUCCCACAGUCCACUCUGCCUCACUCUCCCAUUGGCCAGCCCACGGCACAUCUCACAAACGAACCCGACCGCCCGAGAGGCCACAAAGUGAACUCUUUUAACACUGGAGAGACUAAAAUGGUGUAGAGGAAAAAAACUAAACAAAAAACAAAACAACAAAGUUAUCGUAGAGAAAAAAACAACAAACGAAGAGACGUGUCACCCUAGAUUAUGUCGGGUCAUGCAGAAGCCAUCGUUACUCAACUGACUGGCAAACUGGUGCCACUGACUUUCCAAAUAUUCUCUUCUGACCCUCUUUCUCUGUCUGUCUGUCUGUAACUCUUCCCCCUUUUUGUCCGUCUCGUCUCUCCAAACGGACCAGUGCAUUCAAGUGUGCGUGCAACUGUAGUAAAUACACUUUACACCUGCCCACCUUCUGUCGCUCUACUUCUUCUUUUUGUCCUCGCUUCCUAAGCCUCUGCUCCUUCCCCUUCCUUCUGCUGGAUCUAGUCAUCACUGACGCCUAUGCCCUCCAUUUUCCCUCCCUCCCUGUCUGCCAUGUGUGGGCUCGUUCCUUUGAAAACUGCACCUCAAGGGACGGAGGAAGAAUAGAUGAAUGAGAUUUAAUAUAAAUUUAAAUGUACGCUUCUGAAUAUGACAGUGCAGGGAGGGCAGCUGAGAGAUGACAAAUCUACUCGGGACGUCGGCGGUGAAUGCAGACAGCCUGAUUGAUUUUCUUUCUCCUCUGUCAGUCCUCCUCCUCCUCCUCCUCCACUUCCUCCUCUCGCCAUCUUUUUUUCGGGUUCUGAGUCAAACUGAAUUGUGAUUUUUAGUGUUCGAUCGCAUUUCGCUGAUAGAGAUGCGAUGAGACUCUGCUGUCAUAGGCGAGUCGGAAUAGUAUGCAAAGAUGAUGUCUGUGUCCCUUUAAAAUGAAAUCACUGGUCCAUUCCGUCUUUUCUCUCCUUUUCUUCCUCUUUCCCCUCCUCCCAGUCAUCAUCAUCAUCAUCACUCUCCUCUCCCUGUUUUCACUCUUUAAACUCUGAAGGUGCUGCAUCAGAUAUACUGUAAUAUUAAAUGAACAAUGAGAGCGUCAUUCGGUUCAUUGUUUAUUUUUCGUUCUUUUCUUUUCUUUUCUUUUUUUCUUCUGUGUAACAGUUUGGAGUCAGUCAGUCUUUGAAGCUUGAGGAAAUGUACAGCACAUGUGUCUCUGAAAUCAGGAGUGUGUGUCAAACGUGUGUAUGAAUGCGUGCAUAAUUGUGUGUGUGUGUGUGUGUUUGACUUGAUAAAAGUGAAGUGGGGCGUUGAACUUAAUGUCCACGAAAAGUGGACUCGAGUAAUUCUGUCUUUGUGCGUCAACUUCUACCUUAAUGCGAUCAAAGCAACACUGAGUGUGUUUACAAGCAGAUUUACAAUAUUAUCUUCUUAGUAUGAAGUUUAUGAGUUGGUGAACACCAUGCAUUAAAAAAAAUAGGCAAUAUUAGUGGUUGAUUUUUAUUUUUCAUCUUUGUGUGUGUGUCUCCUUUUAACACAGUAAUGUUCUGGCUAUUCAUGACUACAGCCACGUCGCUGUAGGAGAUAAUGAAGAUGCAUAUAAAGAGCUUAUGAGUACGACCUCCACAGGAUAUGAGCCGCUGUCCCGAAUACUGUGUGCGCGUCAAAGCGCUCGUCGUCGAAAGCUGCGGUGUCCUUUUGAAUCAUGCUCCUCUCCUGAUUGGCUCUUCUGAUUCCGAUUUUUGGCUCCUAACUGUUUGUACAGUGCCUAGCAUGAUGUAAGCAAAACUAAAAUGAGGCCAAGAGAUUAUCACUUGUUAUAAUUAAUCAUUUUGUUGCCUAUACGGUUACUUUACACUGUUUUUUUUCUUUCCUUUUUUCGGUGUGUGUCUGUGUGUUAUUAUCUAACUUUAACACAUUGCUGAUGUUAUUUGUCUCUUCUAAUAGAGAUGUACAUUAACAAUGAGAUUGAUUUAUUCUUUGAAAGGAGUAACUGAAUAUGGGAUGACAUGAAUUUGCCAUUUCUAAAUAUUUAGAACAGCUCAAUCAUUAAUACAUAUUGUAUUAAAUCUAUAACACUAUUGAGGGCGGACGAGUUCAUGUACACUCAUCGAUGUCGGAGAACAAUGUAAUGCAGAUUGGUCUUUUUUUUUUUUUUCUGCAGAUGUGGCAGUAUGUUGGCCUAUGGUGAACAAACUUAAAGUGGCACAAAAAAAUAGACUCAUUCCCAAAUUAUGUAACAAUCAUUUGCAAUGAAGUUUUGUUUCUGUUAAAUUAUUACUUUUUUUUUUUUUUUUACACAUCCAUGCAGUAGCUGUUCCUGCGGAGCUGCAAGUUAGGUUCACUGAUCUCUGUUAGGGGGAGCAGGCUAACAUUUAGCAAUAAAGAGCCAAGCUGAAGAAAACCAGCGUCUUCCCUGUGUGUGUGUGUGUGUGUGUGUAUAUGUGUGUUUGUGUGUAUGUGUGUGUGCAUGUGUGUGUGUGUGUGCAUGUGUGUGUGUGUGUGUGUGCGCACGCACGCAUGCAUCUGUGUGUAUGAUUAAUGAACAAGUGUGAAUGGGGGCAUUAUUACUCUGUUUGUCCAUUGUGGAAUUCACUCUUCCAGUUGGAAAAAAUGAUGAUGGUCAUUACACUGAGAACUCUCCUUUCAAAGACGAAACCACUGUAUUCUUUAUUCUGUUUCUUUCUUGUUUUCUUUAUUUUGAAAGAGCAUUACUAAUGUCCUGUUUUGGGAUUUAUUUGUUUUGUAAAAGAGAUGCUGUAAGAGAGAAAUAAAUGAAACUAGAGCAUUA